Molecule: messenger RNA, 2561 nt
Organism: Patiria miniata (bat star)
Lineage: Eukaryota; Metazoa; Echinodermata; Asteroidea; Valvatida; Asterinidae
Product: monocarboxylate transporter 12-like
Exons: 5
Coding region: 182-1540 (452 amino acids)
Biological process (GO): monocarboxylic acid transport; transmembrane transport
Molecular function (GO): monocarboxylic acid transmembrane transporter activity
Source: RefSeq, a predicted model, not a curated record
AGUGCGCCACGUUAGGGAACACGACUAUAUACUUGCUACUAAAAAAUGCUAGCUCUGUGUUUGGUAUCAUGGAGGUAGAUUCUACCUCCAUGUUGGUAUCAACUGGUGCAGUCAUGCAGCUGGCCUCGGGAACUCCAUAACUUAGUUCGCAAAUGUAAAACACUCUCGCAGGGCAGGGAUAAUGGCCAAGCCAGACAGUGCCCAGGACGGGGGUUGGGGAUUUGUUGUUGUCAUCGCAACCAGCAUGUGCUUCUUUCUGUGUGCGGGCAUGACAAGAUGCGUCGGGGUGCUGUAUUCAAGCUUGAAGGGUGAAUUUGACAGCAGUGCCGCCAUGACUGGAGCGCUAGCCAGCAUUGUUAUCGCCUGUGCACACUUCAUAUGUCCAGUAGGUGCCAUUAUCUGUCGUCGUUUGGGUAGCCGUGGCACGAUGAUCCUCGGCGGGUCAACGACAGCAGCCUGUCUCUUCAUCAGUGCUUGGGCGCGGACCAUCUACCAGAUGUACGCUUUGUUUAUGGUGGCAGGAUUUGGCUUAGGACUGGUAAUGGUUUCUGGAUUAGUUGCAGUGGCGGAGCGCUUCAAGAAGUAUUACAAAGCUGCUGUCGGCGUGGCCAGCGCGGGCGUCGGGGUAGGAUUGGUUGUGUCGCCGCUUCUCUUGCAGCUUCUCCUGGACACCUACGGAUGGAGAGGAACCAUGCUGAUUACCGCAGGGAUCACUUGCAACAUCUGCGUCGGCGGUGCGCUGUUUCGUCCUCUGAAGUCCCUCAAAAAAGUCGGCGAACAGUCGGAACGCGUUGGUAGUUACACAACGAUUCCAAUGCAACAACUCAAUCAAGAACAACACGAUGAACCGACAACGCGUCGGCCUCGUGUCAAAUUAAAGCAACAACGCAAGUGUCCGUCACUAAUCACGAGUAUUGCCAAAUCCCUCGGGCUAGACUUGUUUCUGAGCAACUGCAGUUUUACAUUCUUCUGUUGGAUCAACCUGCUGGCGAACAUGCCGUACAUUUGCUACAUCGUCUUUAUCUUCCCGAGGGCAUCAGCUAUUGGUAUCUCGGAUCAGGCAUCUUCGCUCGUGCUCAGCGCGUUUGGCAUUGCCAGCAUCUUCGGGCGUCUGGCCAGCGGAUUCCUUGUCAACUGGAAAUUCUCCAGCAUUAAGGUGUACGCUGCGGCAUUACUCAUCUGCUGCGGCGGCACAUUACUGACCCAGCUUGAAAGUUUCUGGAGUUUUGUCAUAUCGGGCGUCAUCAUGGGAUUCUUCACUGGAGUGAUGCAAGCAUUGACCGUAGUAGUUGUCUCGAAAUUCGUUGGGAAAGAUAACAUUGGAGCUGGCAUAGGGAUUUGCUAUUGCAUCAAUGGUAUCGGGGACUUGGUCGGCCCGAUAAUGACAGGUGGUAUCUUUGAUGUGACUGGCAGCUACCCUGCAGUAUUCUACUUCCUGGCCGGGCUGUUUUUCGUGGCGUUUUUGCAGAUGAUGUGCCUUCCAGUGGUCAACAAAUCAUCCCUGCCAUGCAGAACCAACAGCAAAGUGGUGAUCGUAUAGAACGCAGAAGACAUCUUGUUGGCAAAGCCUUUUUUCUUUCUUUUUUUUUUGGUGCUCCAAAUCACAAUUCGCAUUUGAGAGUGGAUGACUAGUGAUAGACUUAAGAUGACUUUUGAAGAUGUUACUACAACUUUGCAAAUGACUUAUAAAUGUCAUCCUUCCAACCAUUUUGGGGUUAACAACUGAUUGCUUUAAAAAUGUUGUUUGUGCACGUGAUUAUAAAAAAGACGAGAAGACAGGAUUAAGUGGAGGUGAAAUUUUACAAGUGGAAGAGAAGGAACAAGCUAAAAUCUUGUUUUAUUACUUUUGAUAUUUAAGAUCUUUUACUUUAAUAUUGACUUUAAGAUUUAUUACAUGAAGAGUGAUUACUUUUAUAUGACUUAUCAGCUGAUCUAGCUGGUGUUUUCUGAAAUGUGAACGUCAAAACAACUGAUCUCUUUAAAAAAGAUUGUGUUUGUGCAAGUGAUUUAGGGUGGCAUGGGUGACUAGUGGGUAUUAAAGCACUUGCCUCUCACCACCGGGUUCGAUUCCCAGCUCGGACCACAUGUGAGUCGAGUUAUGCGUUGAUUCUCUCCUGUGCCACAAGGUUUUUUUCUCCGGGCUCUCCGGUUUUCUUCCCUUGGCAAAAGUCAAACACGUUUGAUCUCUGGCUGUGCUCCGAGGUGAUAUAUUGGUUUUAUGGCGGCAGCCUAAGGCGCCUUUACAUGCCUUCGGCCAGCUCGACCACGUUGUAGCCGCGUCCUUUGCAAUUCAGCUUUAAGGAUGACUAGCCCCCAAUUUUUUUGUAGUAAAAAAAAACAAUUUAAGUAAUAUUUUAGUAUCUUCGCAAAUUUUGUAUAAAUUACCAACUCUCAUUUCAGCUCAUCUGGUGCUGCCAAGUAUUUGUUCAUUUGCUUUAUCAGUUAUAUUUUAGUUUAUUAUAUCAGAUUUAUUGUGCAAUUAUUGGUUUAAUGUUUGAAUAAAUUUGAGUUAUUUUCGCCUCUGUGAAAAUAAAUCACUUUAAAGGUAGGCUCUACAUGUA